Molecule: messenger RNA, 3549 nt
Organism: Rotaria sp. Silwood2
Lineage: Eukaryota; Metazoa; Rotifera; Eurotatoria; Philodinida; Philodinidae
Source: the annotation of a GenBank genome assembly
AUGAAACAAUCGACUCCAUCUACUCCAUCUUUGUCACCAUUUAAUGGUAAAUCAAUUGUCCUCGAACUUGGCCAUGAAAUAGGCUUCAAAGCUAAACAAGAACUGAUCAACUUUUUACGAGAACAGAAAGCACAUAUUUCAUAUAUUCUUACAGCUAGUGAAACUAAUGAUAAUUCAGAUGUAUUUUUUGUUCUUGAACUCCAAGUUAUUCCUGAAACAUACUACGAUCAAACAACAAGCGAUUAUCGACUACGAUUUCGAUACGAAAAACGGAGUAUUUUUGACGAAGGUCAAAAACAAGAUAGAAAAGUCUUGAUACAAUAUGCGUUCGGCAAUGAUCCAAACGAGCAGCUACAAUUAUUUGCAUCAUACUAUUAUCGAGUAGCCACAAUGCCACGUGUAACACGAAUUCGUGAGAUGUUACCGGACAAAUUAGGAUCAAAACUAUUGUUACGUAUCAUCGAAGCCGAAGCUGCCCUACUCGAACUUAAAUUGACCAAUGAUCCGGCUGCAGCACUUCGUUUCUAUUCACUUAUUCCCCAUCGACCAGAAUAUAAUGUUGAUCUCAUAAAGAAUCGUCGAACAUUGACCGAAAAAAUAGAUUUAUGCCAAGCAUGUCUAUUUCAUUCGAAUAUUUCACUUAAUCUUCUUUAUCAUUCAGAUGAUUCGAGAUAUGAUAACAUGCGACCGUAUACCUUCAGUGGUUUGGCCAUGCCAAAAAUGGUCGUUGAAGAAUUGGGUGUCGUACGUACUGAUAUUGGCUGUCUCGGUUAUGGGAUAUAUUUUUCUGAUUCUGCUUCUACAACUCUGAAAUAUACGACAGCAAGUACAACACGACCAGGUCGACGAUUAUUGUGCAUCUGUCAAGUAGCGCUAGGCGAAUCGGCUAACUAUUAUUCAUUUUCACCGACUCUUACUAAACCUCCCGAUGGUUUUCAUAGUACGCAUGGAGUUAAACGAAUGGAAGAAAAUCAUUCAAUGUUUACUGAUAACGAAUAUGCGAUCUAUCAGCUCGAUCAACAACGUCUACUCUACAUUGUGGAAGUGUCAUGGACACCAAAUGAUGCUCUCAAUAUUGAAUUAGAAAGAUUACCGAUUAUUCACCAUCAACAACAUACAUUACAAUUGAGUGAACAAGUCAAAGUUCCGUUGACAAUCGACGAUGAAGUCAUUGAAGUAGCUGAACAAGACUAUGGUUUAAUAUGUCCAUCGUCAGGAAAACUCGUACCACUUAAAUCAUUUCAUGUUCGUGCUCAAAUUGUUGAUACUACAGUUGAAGUUGUUCUUUACCAAGUCUAUCAUAAUACAAGUUCGAUACCGAUCGAAGCCAAAUAUGUAUUUCCUCUUGAUGAUAAUUCAGCUGUAUGCGGUUUUGAAGCACAUAUUAACAAUAAAGUUAUAAAGGGCAUCGUCAAAGAGAAAGAACAAGCUAAAAAAGAAUAUCGAGAAGCAAUUGAAAAGGGUCACGGUGCUUAUUUAAUGCAUCAAGAACAAGCGCAAGUAUUCAGUGUAGCUGUUGGCAAUUUACCACCGAACCAUGAAGUCAUUAUCAAGAUAACUUAUGUUGCUGAAUUAGAAAUUGAAAAUGAUGAUAUCAUUUUUCGUCUUCCAGCCAAAAUGGCUUCAUGGCAAUCGAAACAAGCGAUUGGAAGUAAAGAUCAAUCGAUUGUACGAACCAUCGAUAUUGUAGAUGAAAAAGUCGAAUUUAGUUUCAAAGCAUCGAUUCGAAUGCCCUAUGAAAUAAUUAAAUUAUUCUCGCCAACACAUCGUCUUCGUCGAAAAUUAACCGAUUGUCUAGCCAUGAUCGAACUUGUGGAUAACGUUUUAAUUGAUCGAGAUUUCGUUCUUUCGAUAACACUCAAAAGUGCUAAUGUACCUCGAAUAUCAAACGAAACAUUGUCAUUGGAUGAUGACAGUGGAAUAACAACAACAAUAUCGAACAAUGUUGACUCUCAAGCAUGUAUGCUGACGUUUUAUCCACGAUUCGAAACAUUGACAAAUUCGUACGAACAUAUUGAAAUUAUAUUCAUUGUCGAUGUGUCGAAUUCGAUGGACGGUACUCAUGUACAACAAGCUAAACAGUUAGCACAUUUGUUUCUUACGAAUAUGAAAGCAGGCGACAUCAAUACAUAUUUUAAUGUAGUUACUUUUGGAUCAGAUAAUGAUGAAUGUUUUCCUAUUUCAACAUCAGCUACAAAAGAAAAUCUUGAUAAAGCUAAACACUUUGUUCUGCAUUCACUUGUUCAUCGUGGUAAUACAGAUCUAUUUGCUGUUCUUUACCGUUAUUCAUUGCUACCAUCAUCAAACUCUGGUCGACAAUUUAUUAUUCUCUCUGAUGGACAUAUUCAUGAUCUCCAAUCGAUUCUUGUUUUACUCGAACAUCAAUCAACUAUGCGUCUGGAUCGUAUAUUUGCCUGUUCAAUUGGUAAUGUUGCUAACAAACAUGGUUUAAAACAAUUAGCGAAUGGAACAAGCGGAGGUGGUCUAACAACCGUAUUCGAUUCGAACUAUCGAUCGAAAUGGAAAACAAAAGUAUUAAAUAUUCUCGAACAAGUUCGACAACCAUGUGUUACAAGUGUAUCAAUUGAUUGGCAUGGCAGUUUAGACGAACAACAAAAAUUUAAUAUGCAAGCACCGAAAAUAAUUCGAUCAUUGUUUAAUGGAAUGCGACUUAACAUCUAUCGGUUUAUACAAAAUUGUCAUAAGGCCACAUUAACAGCUACUAUCAAUGAACAACAAUAUGUUACGACUGUAUUUAGUAGUGCAAUGACAACGACCAAAGGACGUAUUCUACACUGUUUAACCGCUCGAGCAAUUAUCAAUGAUUAUGAUAAUGGGUUAUUGCAUGUAGACGAGAGCGAAAACGAACUGAUGAAAGUUCAAUAUAAGCAAGAUCUCAUUGAUCUAAGCAUCAAACAUUCAGUCGUUAGUGCAUACACUAGUUUUGUUGCUAUCGAAGAACGUGAUGCUAAAACAGAUGCAAAAACUCUUCAACCAGCCGUUCGUCUUCUUGAUGUUAUGCUUGAUCGAGAUGUUGACUUAUUACCAUACAUGGGAUGGGAUGGUGAUGUAUCAAAUUUGGAUACAAUCAAACAGAAAUUAAUCGAUGCACGUAUUUCACUCGAAAGUGCAUCAAUUCAAAGCAAAAAAGCAUCCGUGGUCAAUAUUGAAAAACUUUGUGAAAAAAUUUCCUAUCGAGCAGGUGGCGAUGCCAAAUUUGAUAUGAUGAUGACUAUCAUACGUAUAUAUCGUUAUGCAUUGAAUGAGCAUGAAAAAGCAAAUGAAAUCGAAGAUCAAAUGCGAAAUGAUCUUAAGGCUGAAAUGAUUAAUGCAACGACAGAAGAACGACAAGCAUUACAACAACGAUGUCAAGAUAACAAUUUGAUAAUUAUAAGUGAUGAAGACGAAUCAUCAGUUGACUACGAUGAUAAGAAAUGUGUACCGAAUGCCACUGACGUACCCUCUACACCAUCAUCAUUAUCAUCAUCAUCAUCAUCAUCGUCGUUACGAGUACUUGCAAAAGAGAUGAAAUGUAAAGGUAACGUAUGA